AUGGAUAGUGAAACAUUGGAAAUGCUGUUAGGAAUGGUUGGACCCGAAAUUCAACGUCGUGAUACUAUUAUGAGAGAGAGUGUCCCGGCAAAAGAACGUUUACUUGUAACCCUACGAUACCUUGCAACGGGAGAAAGCUAUCCUGAACUUAUGGUUUCGUAUGCAGUUUCACCACAGCUAAUGAGUAAAAUUAUUCCUGAAACUUGUUUAGCUAUUUAUAAAGCUUUAAAGGAUGAGUAUCUCAAGAUCCAAGAUGACACAGCUGAUUUGCACGGAGUCUCACAACCUUUCAUAAGCAAGAUAUGUAAAAAUAUUGCAGAAACCAUUGCCCGAAAAUCACAUAGCUUUAUAAAAAUGCCUGCUACAUUGAGAGAACAAGAGGAAGCAAUGCAAAAAUUUCGCAGAAUUGCAAAUUUUCCUACAGUAAUUGGUGCAAUUAACUGUACUCACAUCAAAAUAAAAAAGCCAAGUGAAAAUGGUGGUCAACUAUAUAUUAACCGAAAAGGAUUUGCAUCAAUUAAUGUUCAGGUAGUUUGCGAUGCAGAUUUAAAAAUCAUGGACAUUGUUACUAGGUGGCGUGGGAGUGUUCAUGACUCACGAAUAUUUAGAGAGAGUCGUUUGAAGCAGCGAUUUGAGGCUGGUGCAUUCUCAGGCAUAUUGCUAGGAGACAGUGGCUAUGCUUGCACACCAUAUUUGUUUACUCCAUUACUGCGUACUACAACACCUCAAGAGGAGCGGUACAAUAAUGCACACAUUAGCACCAGAAACACAGUGGAAAGAUGUUUUGGGUUGUGGAAGCAGAGGUUCCGCUGUUUAUUAAGAGGCCUUUACUGCAACAUUGAACUUCAACUGCUAAAACAACAAUUG
Molecule: messenger RNA, 867 nt
Organism: Brenthis ino (lesser marbled fritillary)
Lineage: Eukaryota; Metazoa; Arthropoda; Insecta; Lepidoptera; Nymphalidae
Source: the annotation of a GenBank genome assembly